Messenger RNA from Ctenopharyngodon idella (grass carp), 1529 nucleotides. RefSeq names its product guanylate cyclase activator 1B (gene guca1b). The record is from RefSeq and is a predicted model, not a curated record. Gene Ontology annotation, cellular component: cone photoreceptor outer segment; photoreceptor inner segment. NCBI's taxonomy places the organism in Eukaryota, Metazoa, Chordata, Actinopteri, Cypriniformes, Xenocyprididae. Bases 418 to 1011 code for a protein of 197 amino acids. Gene Ontology annotation, molecular function: calcium sensitive guanylate cyclase activator activity; calcium ion binding. Gene Ontology annotation, biological process: visual perception. The transcript has 4 exons.
UGAACCUGAACUGGAACGCUCUGUGUACUAAAUGUUGAAUUAUAGCAAAGCUCUUGAUCUUGUUUCAAGCUAAUUGAUUCAGACAUGGAUUGAUAUGAAUAAUCUCUUGUAGUCAUGUGAUCCAAAAUAGCCCUUGUGCUGAAUCCCAAGCCAGUAGAGCACCUUUGCUGAAAGGUUGAGGUUACUUUUACACUUUGGUAAAUAUUGAAAAUUUUAACUUCAGGUUUUUCUGAUAUUUUUAAAGAUUUGUAUCCUAAAUCAGACAUUUUCAGUGUUGUAUCAUCAUUUUGUGGGACUUAAAGGGUUAUUGGGAUGUCUGGAUCAGGGAGAACUCCAGGAAAGUGAAGCUGCCAGAUGUGAUCAUGGACAUUUUUUGUUGAGAAGCAGAGCUUGUGUUUUUUAUUGCCAUCUUUCGUGAUGGGUCAGCGACUCAGUGAGGAUUCUGACGAAAAAGAAAUUGAUGUUGCAGAACUGCAGGAGUGGUAUAAAAAGUUUGUGGUGGAAUGUCCGAGCGGAACCCUCUUCAUGCACGAGUUCAAGAGCUUCUUCGGGGUAACGGAAAACCCGGAAGCGGCAGAUUACAUAGAAAACAUGUUCCGUGCUUUUGAUAAAAAUGGGGACAACACUAUUGAUUUUCUGGAAUAUGUUGCAGCCUUGAAUCUAGUGCUGCGAGGAAAGUUGGAGCACAAACUGAAAUGGACUUUUAAAAUGUAUGACAAGGAUGGGAGUGGCUGCAUCGACAAAACAGAGCUCAAGGAGAUUGUGGAGUCAAUCUACCGACUAAAGAAAGCCUGCCAUGGUGAACUUGAUGAAGAGUGUAACCUACUGACCCCAGAUCAGGUGGUGGACCGAAUAUUUGAGCUAGUGGAUGAGAAUGGAGAUGGGGAGUUGUCCCUGGAUGAGUUCAUUGACGGGGCGCGACGUGACAAGUGGGUCAUGAAGAUGCUGCAAAUGGACGUGAACCCUGGAGACUGGAUCAAUGAACAGAGACGGCGCAGCGCCAACUUCUGAACUCCAUAUUCACCAAAACAACCCUUAACAUAAGCCUACCCCUUAACCAACAUAUACAUGCAUAGUUUCACAACUUCAGUUUUAGUCAUGGUUCAUGAAAGUGAAUCUUGAGUCAUCAGUACAAAUUAUAUCACUUUUUUUUUACUUAGUAGUGUCUGUCUCCUGUUUUUUUUUUCUUUUUUUGACAAACAGAAUUCAUUCUAUCUACAUGUAUUUAUAUGUAUUCAUGUUUUCUUUAUUGUUUCUUUCAAUUUUGUUGCUAGGAUCUGUGAACAGCUCACUUUAAAUAUUGAUCUAUUAUUCUGCAGAUGAGGUGCGUUUGUUUUACUCUAUUUGGCAUAUUACUCAGUUAAUAAAUAACAGCCAUCAGUUUCAAAUGGGCAUAUAUGAUGUUUGUAAAUAUAUGAAUAUUGUAAAGACUGGAGUCUCUUGAAGGCCACAAUUGUAAAAGUAUUUGCAUCUGUACAUUUCUUAAAAAUAAAACUCGUCAAUCAUACAUUAAAUAUACUAUUAAUGAA